AUGGCAUUAAGAGCUGAAUAUGAAAAUAGUACUGAUAUUGGAGUAUUUACUAAACUCACAAAUAAAUAUUGUAUUACUGCUCCAGGAGGUUCAUCAAGUUACAAAAUUAUUGAACAAGAAGUCUCACCAAAAAUUCCUUGUGUAGAAGCAACCAUAGGUGGAUUGAGAAUUAUUGGAAGAUUAGCUGUUGGUAAUAGAAAAGGAUUGUUAUUGCCAAAUACAUGUAAUGACCAAGAAUUAUUACAUCUUAGAAAUUCAUUACCAGAUGAUGUUGUUGUUCAACGAGUUGAAGAAAGAAUGUCUGCAUUAGGAAAUUGUAUUGCAUGCAACGAUUAUGUUGCUCUUGUUCACCCAGAAAUUGAUCGAGAAACAGAAGAAAUUAUUGCUGAUGUUCUUGGAGUUGAAGUAUUUAGACAUACUGUUGGAGGAAAUCCUCUUGUUGGCACUUAUUCUGUUAUCACUAAUAAAGGUGCAAUGCUUGCACCAAAUACUACUCAACAAGAACAAGAAGAAAUUGGUACAAUUCUUCAAGUACCUUUAGUUGCUGGAACAGUUAAUCGUGGAAGUGAUUUACUUGGUUCUGGUAUGAUUGUUAAUGAUUGGUGUGGCUUUGUUGGUAUGGAUACCACAGCUACUGAGUUGUCAAUUGUUGAAGGUAUUUACAAAUUACGUAAUGAAACAGAUGUCCAAUUUGCUUCAGUAAUGGAAUUAAUGAAAUAG
Entamoeba nuttalli P19 is the source of this 720-nucleotide messenger RNA. Its product is annotated as translation initiation factor eIF-6 protein. Bases 1 to 720 code for a protein of 239 amino acids. Gene Ontology annotation, biological process: assembly of large subunit precursor of preribosome; ribosomal subunit export from nucleus; cytosolic ribosome assembly. Gene Ontology annotation, cellular component: nucleolus; preribosome, large subunit precursor; cytosol. The record is from RefSeq and is a predicted model, not a curated record. Gene Ontology annotation, molecular function: ribosomal large subunit binding. NCBI's taxonomy places the organism in Eukaryota, Evosea, Mastigamoebida, Endamoebidae. The transcript has a single exon.